Molecule: messenger RNA, 1638 nt
Organism: Parasteatoda tepidariorum (common house spider)
Lineage: Eukaryota; Metazoa; Arthropoda; Arachnida; Araneae; Theridiidae
Product: cytochrome P450 18a1
Biological process (GO): xenobiotic metabolic process
Cellular component (GO): cytoplasm; intracellular membrane-bounded organelle
Molecular function (GO): oxidoreductase activity, acting on paired donors, with incorporation or reduction of molecular oxygen, reduced flavin or flavoprotein as one donor, and incorporation of one atom of oxygen; heme binding; iron ion binding
Source: RefSeq, a predicted model, not a curated record
ACAUAAGAUAAAACAAAAAUUGUUGUUCUUUUUUAACAAAAAGAAAAACCAAGUGAUAAGAUAACUUAUAGUCCAUAAAGCACCUAUAAAAGCAAUAAAUUAUUGAAUUGAAAAAAUUUUUACAGCGAAAUGGAUAUUAUUUCUCUAAUAUUUGCUGCUUUAGUUAUUUUCAUUACUCUGGUAUGGCUUAUCAAAAGAAAUUCUGAUAAAAAGUCAUUGCCUGGACCCACUGGAUUACCUAUCGUUGGCUAUUUACCAUUUUUAACAAAAAAACCCUACAUCAAGUUGCAACAGCUUGCUAAAAAAUACGGUCCAAUUUUCAAAAUUCGACUAGGCAGCGUGGAUGUACUUGUUCUCUGUGACUUUAAAGUUAUAAAGGAUGCCUUUGCUGAAGAUGCCUUUAUGGGUAGACCAGCUGAUGGUCCCAUCCCAUUGAGUGACGAAACAAUAAGAACUGGUGCUUUCUUAGAUUUAGGAUGGAAAGAACAGAGAAGAUUCUCACUGCAUGCUCUUCGUGAUGUAGGUUUUGGCAAAACCCGAUUGGAGGCUCAACUUAAAGAAGAAGUUGUUGAAGUUUUAGAAAGAAUGGAAGAACAAAGAAGUGAACCGAUAAAAAUAUCUGAUAUACUUGCUUCAAGUGUAUCGAAUAACAUAGCCUCUCUGCUUUUUGGACGCCGGAUGAAAUACGACGAUCCGAGACGAAAAGAACUCAACAAACUAAUUGCCAAUGUUGGUCGUAUGGCUGGAGCAGUUGGAUGGCAAAUGUUCUUUCCUUGGGCCAGAGCUAUAAUGACACAUCUGAAAAUUGGAAGUAAUGAAAAACUGAGAAGGGCUGUUGAGGUACUUACUGAGUUCUGCAGAAAAGAAAUGGAGGAACAUGAAAGAACCUUAGAUCCAAACAACAUCCGGGACUUUAUGGAUAGAUACAUUAUUGAAAUCCAGAAAAGAGAAGGACAAAAUACUGGAUUUCACAGGGAAGUUUUGCUGGAUUUAGCUCGUGGUUUCUUUGGAGCUGGCAGUACAACGAUUCGAGUAUCUGUAGACUGGAUGUGCCUGGUCAUGGCGGGUUUCCCAGAGGUUCAGAAAAAAAUACAAAUGGAGAUCGACGAUGUUAUAGGACGAGAUCGCUUCCCCACCUAUAAAGAUCAUCUCCAAAUGCCAUACACCGAAGCUGCAAUAUGCGAACUCAUGCGAUGGAAAACUAUUAUACCUUUGAAUCUUAUGAGAUCCACCUUGGAAGAUACAGAAUUGAAAGGCUAUUUCAUUCCAAAAGAUAUGCAUGUUUUAGCAGUCUUGUAUGUUCCAGACCAUGACGAAACUCUUUGGGGAAAAGAUGUUAAUGAUUAUAAACCUGAACGAUUUUUAAGUGAAGACGGUGAAAAAGUGAUAAAACCAGAAUACUUCAUUCCUUUUUCUACAGGCAAGCGAUCCUGUCCAGGAAAACCUUUAGCAGAAGUCGAACUUUUCCUUUACUUCACGGCUAUAUUACAAAAGUACAAGAUAUCAAUGCCACCAGGAAAAAAACCAGAUUUCGACGGAAUACUUGGUAUAGGUCUCGAACCCAAAAAACAAGGAUUAAAAAUAGAGCCACGAUAAACUAAUUAUAAAUAUUUAUUUGAAUAAACUUAUCUAAAUUUU